AUGGAUUUUUCAAGCAACAACAUAUCUGGAGUUAUUCCGGAGACAAUAUGUUCCAUAGAAUCGCUUCUGUCAUUGCACUUGGGCAGUAAUAGUUUAUCUGGAGAGUUGCCUUUGUCAUCGAAAGGUUGUACGAAAUUAGUCCUUCUUGAUGCUGGACAUAAUGAUUUGAAAGGUGAAAUUCCAACUUGGAUUGGUGAAAGUUUAACUAGUCUGAGGUUCCUCAAUCUACGAUCAAAUAUGUUGGACAGAGAUAUUACUCCAAAUCUUUCAAAGUUAAGUGCUCUCCAAUUUCUCGACCUCGCAGAUAAUAAGUUGUCGGGAACUAUUCCAAGGAGCUUUGGAAAUUUUACUGCCAUGAAAAUUAUUGGAAAAUUUUCAAAUUGGAUAACAGAUUAUAAGGAGCAGAUGCUUAUAACAACUAAAGGAAACACUCGAAUGAUAACAGGUUAUAUGGAGCAGGAGAAGAUGUUUAUAACAACUAAAGGAAUCACUCGAGUCUACGAUGAGUUGCUUUCACUUAUGAAAAUCUUGGAUCUCUCAAACAAUAAUCUAUUUGGAGUAAUACCUGAAGAACUAACAAGUCUUUUUGACUUAUUCAGUUUAAAUUUAUCUGGAAACCAUUUCACAGGAGAAAUCAUUGAAAAUAUCAGUAAAUUACAACAGUUGGAGUCCCUUGACUUGUCAAGAAACAAUUUUUCUGGCACAAUUCCUUCUAGCCUCGCUGCACUGACUUAUUUGGCUUACUUGAACCUGUCAUACAACAACUUGUCAGGAGAAAUACCUCUUAGCAAUCAACUUCAGACCUUCAAUGCAUCUAGCUAUAUUGGCAAUCCUGGUCUUUGUGGGUUUCCUCUGAAUCAAUGUUGCAAAGACAAUGAAACAGCACAAGGUCAAAGUAAUCCACAUGAUAGAGAUGAGAAUGAGAUGAUAUGGUUCUACACGAGCAUGGCACCAGGAUUUGUUGUUGGUUUCUGGACGAUCUGGGGUACAUUGAUACUUAACAAGAAUUGGAACCUUUAUUACUUCCGAUUUAUAGACAACAUGUUUGACCAAGUGUAUGUGUUCACCGUACUCAACAUGUCUAGGAUCAGAAAACAUGGUUGUUCCCAGUAA
This is a messenger RNA of Musa acuminata AAA Group (dessert banana), 1113 nucleotides long. RefSeq names its product receptor-like protein EIX2. Gene Ontology annotation, molecular function: protein binding. The transcript has a single exon. Bases 1 to 1113 code for a protein of 370 amino acids. The record is from RefSeq and is a predicted model, not a curated record. NCBI's taxonomy places the organism in Eukaryota, Viridiplantae, Streptophyta, Magnoliopsida, Zingiberales, Musaceae.